ACGAGCCGGACUCAUCCUGCAGCAGCUGAUCAUCCUCCGGACCUCCGCCGCCUCUCCUCACCGGGUGUCAGCCACAGUCAGCCCACCAUGGCGUCCAGGAGCUUCUUCGUGGGAGGAAACUGGAAGAUGAACGGGAACAAGGAGAGUCUCGGGGAGCUGAUCACGACCCUGAACACCGCCAGCCUGCACGACCAGACCGAGGUGGUGUGUGCUGCUCCCUCCAUCUACCUGGACUUUGCUCGGUCCAGUCUGGAUCCCAGGAUCGGUGUCGCAGCCCAGAACUGCUACAAAGUGGCCAAGGGAGCGUUUACAGGGGAGAUCAGCCCGGCUAUGAUAAAGGACUGUGGAGCAGACUGGGUGAUCCUGGGACACUCGGAGCGCCGUCAUGUGUUCGGGGAAAGUGACGAGCUGAUUGGCCAGAAGGUGGCUCACGCCCUGGAGAGCGGUCUAGGUGUGAUUGCCUGCAUCGGAGAGAAGCUGGAGGAGCGGGAGGCAGGCACCACAGAAGAAGUCGUAUAUGCUCAGACACAGGUCAUUGCAGAGAAUGUGAAGGACUGGGGGAAAGUGGUGCUGGCAUAUGAACCUGUGUGGGCCAUCGGCACAGGAAAGACAGCCACACCUGAACAGGCUCAGGAGGUCCAUGAGAAGCUGCGGUCGUGGCUGAGAGCCAACGUCUCCGACGACGUGGCCGACUCUUUGCGCAUCAUCUACGGAGGUUCCGUGACGGGAGCUAACUGCAGAGAGCUGGCGUCUCAGGCCGACGUGGACGGAUUCCUGGUUGGCGGAGCUUCUCUGAAACCAGAGUUUGUUGACAUCAUCAACGCGCGUGCGUAACAGACGCGAACGACGGCUCCAGCAUGACCGAUGAAAAACACUUUGCCCUUUAGAUCAUCAUGUGUCACUGUGUGUCUGCAGCCUGGGCUGACUGCUGAUGUUAGAACUCACUCUAAGUAAAUAUACUUUUACUAAAUGUUCUUUUUUUGUCUUGUUGUUUUGUCAUUCGUGGGAAUUUAACCGUUUUAUUUGUCAGACCAGGUGGUUUUAUGUGUUUGUUAACAGACUGAAAACACUGUUGUAAUGUUGUAUCACUGAUGUAGUCUGUGUCACAUAACUGCACUAACACUAACACUAACUGUUACUCCAGGCUCCACAACAAUAAAAGCUCUGGACAGAAUGUACUUAAAAAUUAUAUCUUUCUGCUGUUAUUCAGUGUUGAAGAGUCAGGGACUUUUAUUGUGAAGUUGUCACAGUGGGCACUAACACUUCACUUUGCUGCUGUAAGUUUAACAUGGGCUGAUGGAUUCUCAUCGGAUUAAUGAGGGGAUCAGGAGGAAGUAAAUAA
Toxotes jaculatrix (banded archerfish) is the source of this 1342-nucleotide messenger RNA. RefSeq names its product triosephosphate isomerase 1a (gene tpi1a). Lineage: Eukaryota; Metazoa; Chordata; Actinopteri; Toxotidae. Gene Ontology annotation, cellular component: cytosol. Bases 88 to 834 code for a protein of 248 amino acids. The record is from RefSeq and is a predicted model, not a curated record. Gene Ontology annotation, biological process: gluconeogenesis; glycerol catabolic process; glyceraldehyde-3-phosphate biosynthetic process. The transcript is spliced from 7 exons. Gene Ontology annotation, molecular function: triose-phosphate isomerase activity.